Molecule: messenger RNA, 3427 nt
Organism: Melospiza georgiana
Lineage: Eukaryota; Metazoa; Chordata; Aves; Passeriformes; Passerellidae
Gene: ABCG5
Product: ATP binding cassette subfamily G member 5
Exons: 13
Coding region: 1-1926 (641 amino acids)
Biological process (GO): cholesterol homeostasis
Cellular component (GO): plasma membrane
Molecular function (GO): ATP hydrolysis activity; ABC-type transporter activity; ATP binding
Source: RefSeq, a predicted model, not a curated record
AUGUCGGGCAGAGCGUCUCCCACCCUGGAGAAGAGCGGCAGCAUCGGGCACGCAGGCAACGGGAUGGCUGUGGGGCAACUCCCCAACAGCAUCAGCGUCCAGGGUGUCUCCUACACCAUCAGAGAGCGUGUUGGCCCGUGGUGGAACUUUUCAUUAUAUUGUAAAAAAUGGACCCGGCAAAUACUUAAGGAUGUUUCAUUUCACAUAGAAGGUGGCCAGAUUAUGGGGAUCUUAGGAAAUUCUGGAUCUGGGAAAACAACACUUCUGGAUGCAAUAUCAGGCAGACUGGGACAUAAAGACAACUUCUUUGGUGAAGUGUAUGUGAAUGGGCAUCGGCUGAAGAGGGAGCAGUUCAGAGAUUGCUUCUCUUACGUGCCACAGAAUGACACUUUGUUAAGCUUUCUCACUGUACAGGAGUCUUUGACCUACACAGCUUUACUAACUCUUAAGAAAUGCUCCAACAGCUCCAUCAAAAAGAAGGUAGAUGCAGUUAUGACUGAGCUGAGUCUCGGCCACAUCGCUGACAAAAUAAUUGGAAGCCAGAAUGUUGUAGGAAUUUCUGGGGGCGAGAGGCGUCGGGUAACAGUUGCAGCCCAGCUUUUACAAGAUCCCAAGGUGAUGCUACUUGAUGAACCAACCACAGGGCUGGACUGCCUGACUGCCAACCAGCUUGUCUUGCUUCUCUCAGAGCUUGCACACAGAGACAGGAUCGUGAUCCUUACAAUCCAUCAGCCUCGCUCAGAACUUUUCAAGUUAUUUGAUAAAAUAGCCAUCAUGAGCUUUGGAGAAAUGGUUUUCUGUGGGAGCCCUAUGGAAAUGAUCUCAUUUUUCAGUGACUGUGGCUAUUCUUGUCCUGAACAAUCAAACCCUUUUGACUUCUAUGUGGAUCUGACAUCUGUGGACACCCGAAGCAAAGAACACGAACUUGAAACCUACAGUAGAGUUCAGGAAUUUGUAUCAGCCUAUAGAAACUCAGAGAUCUUUAGCAAAGUACUGGCAGCCAUUGAAAAAACAAAGUACAUGAAGGAGCUGCCACCAAUACCAUUCAAAAACAAAGACUCACCCAAUGGCUUUGAGCAAAUACUGAUUCUUUUACGGAGAACAACAAGAAAUCUCUCCAGAGAUAAGAUAGGCAUCAUCAUGCGCCUCCUGCAGAACCUGCUGUUCGGCUUGUUUGUAGCCGUGUUCCUUCUUAGGCUCAGGAAUGACCUGACCCAGGGAGCCGUGCAGGACCGUGUGGGGCUUGUCUACCAGUGUGUGAGUGCCCCCCCCUACACAGGGAUGCUCAAUGCUGUGGCCCUGUUCCCAGCUCUACGUGCUAUCAGUGACCAAGAAAGUAAAGAUGGCCUGUAUAAGAAAUGGCAAAUGCUUGUGGCCUAUAUAGUCCAUUUCCUGCCCUUCAGUGUCAUCAGUGUGGCCAUUUUCAGCACCUUCAUAUACUGGACUAUAGGAUUGUAUCCUGAUGCUUCCAGAUUUGGAAUUUUCUUUGCUGCUGUCCUAGCUUCUCACAUGAUUGGUGAACUAAUAACACUUGUUGUACUUGGCAUGGUUCAAGAUCCAAAUAUAGUCCAGAGUGGCAUUGUGCUUCUUAAUUCAGCUGGUGUCAUAGUGGGAACGGGACUAGUAAGGACCAUUGAAGAAAUGCCAAAACCUUUGAAACUACUCAGUUUUCUUACAUUUCAAAGAUACAGCAGCGAAAUCCUUGUAGUCAAUGAAUUUUAUGGCUUAAACUUCACAUGUGGUGAAGGCAACAGUUCCACUGCAAAUAAUGCUGCAUGUGUUCUCUCUCAAGGCGUCCGGUUCAUUGAAGAGAACUAUCCCGGGGCAUUGUCCCGGUUCACAGCUGAUUUCCUCAUACUCUAUGCUUUCAUACCAGUACUUGCCAUUAUUGCAAUUCUGUGCUUCAAAUUAAGAGAGAAUCACUGACUGACAAUGAAAAGGUAGCAAUUCCAACAGUCUCUAAUAGUAUACUUUUUAAUAUAUUAGGGUCGAAGGCUUAUAUUGUUGGAUUUUAAAUAGAAUUUAAAUGAUUACACAUAUAAAAACACAUUCAUCUUCUCAUGUUUGUUUUCACCUUGAAAACCAAUGUUCUCUUAAGAAUGUGAAUGACUCCUGAUAUUGGUAUUCCCCAUCCCUCUCUUCUGGUUGAUUUCCAGAUCAGCCAUAAUCAACAGUAUUUCAUGUUUUAAAGGGCUUUCUGAUUUAAUUUAGUCAGCUACUGCUGACAAUUUUUAACAAUGUAGCAAUGGUGCUCUAAUUUUUUCCCCACUAUUUUAUUUUUUAACCACUACUAGUAAAUAGAGGGGUCCAACUGCUAGUAAAUCUCAUUUCUAGGAUUGUAUUUUCAGUCUUAUGUCUUGUUUUGAUACCAUUUGAGGAAUCUGUAGACAGGAAAGAAACCAAAUAUGCGUAAAGACAGAAUCAAGAACUCACUCCACUUUAAUCUUAUACACACUAUGCAACUGAUGAGUACAGGAUCUUGAAGCAGUAUCAAAGUUACCCAAGUUGGUUUUGCCUUAUAAGUGAUAGUAAAUCAGUGAAGACAGGUUAUUUAUAUCAAUUCUUUCUUCUCACUGUCAAGUUCUAAUCUUGUUUGGAAGCAGUUUAUGAAUUACAAGGAAAAAAAAUGUUUGUUUAAUAAUGUUUUGGUUUUAUUUAAUAAAAUGUCAAUUUAACUAGAGAAAAAGUAUUAAAGUUGUUUGUCAGAAGCAAUGCUAUUUUCAUCUUUCGAAAUUUUUCUCAUGGGCCUUUCAAAACUGAAAACAUAACAGACACAGAAUGCCUAACUUUUGUAUCUUAUUUUCAUGUUCUGUGAAGAAAUUAGUUUUUGCUGAGAGAUAGAUUUCUCCAAGGACAUAAGUAUAUGUGUAUCUUAAAAUUCUGUAAUUAUAUAGCUAGUUUUAUAUCAUAGUUUUGAGAUGAGGCAGUUCAUAACAAGGAAUUUUAAAUCCAAUCCUCAAGGUAAUAAGUGUUUCCACUUAAGUGUAUUUUUCUAGUAUCUUUAUGUGAAAUAUUCUGAGAUAUAAAUGUUGUAUUCAGAAAAACAUCUGGUGAACGAAUAUGUUAAAAAUAACAAAUAGCUUUAAAUAGCUGGAAGGAUACCAGGUUAGUCUGUCUCUCCCAUUUUUAGGAGCAUAUAGGGUUGAUCUGGUUUGCCUAGUGACUGUUCAGACAUUCCCUCUCUGACAAGUCUGAGCUCUCAGGAGACACCUCUGGCUUUAAUCUGGAUUGGCUUGGGUAUUCUCAGAACAGUCAGUGCAUCUCACACUAGUGAGGUGUGCCUGGACAAAGUCCCAUUCCUGCUGAAGGCUGAAUGUGAAUCAAUAACAGUCUCAGCAAUAACCAAGUAUCUGUCAAAUUAAUUAGACUGACUUCCUAGCAUUUGAAUAUAUGACAGAAACAUCCAUCUUCUAAACUCUGUGUGACA